GCCAAAUGCAAGUACUAGUCAUACUUAUCGACCUCCAGCCAGCCAGCCAGCGCCCCAAACCUUGCGUGGUUGAGUUGACCGGCCCAGGAUUUUUUAUCGACAAAACCCCGCUUCGAGGAAUGCACCGAACAUCCUCCACACAUACAUGUGGGCUUGGCGCAGAUGGUGUGUGUCCACAAUGAGAGACAGAGAGACACGCCCUUCCUUACUUGCGAACUCGAACUUGAACUUUCAACUUUUCUUAUCUCGUUGGUUUUGGUUCACCCCGUCAAUGACUGCUCCUUUCAUGCCGGUGGGAAUCUGGCUUGGUGUUAGUGCGGGCUGCUUCACCGACUUGUUCGAGACCGUGGUGUAGCUGAUGACUUGGUUGAAACCAACGUUGCCCUUGCUGGUCUGGAUCGGGUCACGAUGGUAACUUCUUCCAUGGGCUUGACUACCUAUCGACCUUUGGACCCUGUUUGUACUCGCCGGCUAUCAAUAUCUCCCCUCGUAAAGCUAAACUGAGG
Messenger RNA from Aspergillus candidus, 506 nucleotides. RefSeq lists its product as uncharacterized. The record is from RefSeq and is a predicted model, not a curated record. NCBI's taxonomy places the organism in Eukaryota, Fungi, Ascomycota, Eurotiomycetes, Eurotiales, Aspergillaceae. Bases 146 to 355 code for a protein of 69 amino acids. The transcript has a single exon.